This is a messenger RNA of Parasteatoda tepidariorum (common house spider), 2076 nucleotides long. RefSeq lists its product as uncharacterized. NCBI's taxonomy places the organism in Eukaryota, Metazoa, Arthropoda, Arachnida, Araneae, Theridiidae. The record is from RefSeq and is a predicted model, not a curated record.
AUCAUUUAAUUUCAUUGAAAAAUUUUUAAUUCAGGAAUAGUAGCUAAAUUUUAAUACAAUAAUUUAAUUGGUUUCAAUCAAUAGAAAAUCCUAAAUUCUUAAAUCGAAGCUACAUUUCAGCUUUAAUAUGUUUUCUCAUCCUCAAUAUGGAACACGGGGUAGAAUACAAGAUAGAGAAACUGAAUUGGACAUGGCUGGUUUUCUUGAAGAUAUCGGCGUCGGAGAAUUACCAAGUUUCGAUUCUGAUCCUGGUGAUAUGUUGGAAUCAACUGCUCUUGGUAGUCAUGUACGACAAUCACCAAGAAGAUCACCGGAUUCUAAAAUACCUAGAUCUCCAAUAAGAGCCGGAUUUCUUGAUGAAAGUUUCCAUGAAUUAAUGGAUGAUAUGGGUAUCGAUGAACUUCCAAGUUUUGAAUCAGAAACUGGUACUAGGCAACCAACAGCAUCCGCACGCGUUCCACGUCCUAAAGCAGGACCAACUAUGAGAAGAACAGAACUGGAUAUGGACGAUUUUCUAGAUGAAAUCGGUGUUGGUGAUCUUCCAAGUUUCGACUCUGAUACUAGCGGUAGAAGAUUAGAUUCAAGAGCUCCCGGUAUGGGUGCUCAACGAACAAGGGCUCCCGUUUUUCAAACUCCGACAACUUCGCGAAGAAUUCCCAUGGAUGCAUUUUUAGAAUCUCCGACGGGAGCCGAAAUUGAAUAUGCUGCCAUGCAACCAAGACGUUGGGAAGAUUGGCCAGAAAAACUUAAAGAAACCGAAGAAUUUCUUAGCGAAACAGCGGAAAUGCUUGAAAGGUAUCAAACAGAGUAUGAUCAGUGGCUAGCACAGCGAUCACCUCAAGUCUCUCCGAGAACUACUCCACAAAGACAUCAGAUUCCUCAUGAUCAACAGGAUAUUGAAACAUUACUCAGAGAAACGAAAGAGAUGCUUGAACGUUAUGAUGACGAACGUGGUGUGCCCCGAACGCAAAUCUCUCCAAGGACUCAAAUGCUAGCAAAGAUGUACCCAUCUCUAGAUCCUCGGAAAAGCCCUUCAGCUAGACCGGAAAUACUUCCCUAUCCAGAACUUCCAGUGAGACCUGCUUCCCCAAGAAGACCUCCCUCUCCAACACCUCCAAUGAGACCUGCUUCCCCAAGAAGACCUCCCUCUCGAACAGCCCCAGUGAGACCUGCUUCUCCAGGAAGAACUCACACUCGAACACCUUCAACGAAAUCUCCAAGAAUACCACAAGUUUCUUCUCCGAAAAAACGAGUGGUUGGUCCUUCCCCUAGGACGCCAAUAACUUCAACUCCUUAUUCACGACCACCAAGACAACCUGUAAGAACAGUACAUCAGCCAUAUGAACCGGAGCCCGGAGAUCUGAUUGAUCUCUAUCCCAGAGCUUAUGCUGAUUAUUAUGACUUUGUAAGUGGGCAGACAAGACAAUCCGAUGAUGACUUGAUCUUUUUUCCCGAACAUGAUUGGACCGCAUCAGAAAUGGAAACCGAAAAGGCUGUUAAAUUACAGGAAUAUGAGGAAAUGAGAAGAAUACUUCAGCAUGUUCUCCGAAUCAUUCACCCAGAAGUACAUUACAGCAAUAUAGAGCCACCUCUUGUUCUUCUGAAAGCUUUGGUUAGAAGAAUUCAAGAAAUGAUCGAUAGUGGCAAUUUGCUCCAAGAUCUGACAACUAAAAAACAAGCGAAAACUGCCCAGAUGAACAACUUGAGAAAACAAAUUCAACUUAUGGAGUCAAAUCUGCAGGAAGCAUCUCGUUAUUUACGCGACAUCACAGACCUUUGGAACCAAAAGAAGGGAGAAUAUCGCAACCGUGUUCAUCAACUUGAACAACAGCAAGGUCGUUGAUGUACAACCCUCCAAAGAGCAGAUCCUUAAAAACAAUCUCUCAAGAUUAGAACUCACUCAGAAAGAAAGAAAAAGAAGAAAGAAAACAUAAGAUAAUCAAGACAAUCUAUCUAAAGGAAAAAAACUCGAUUUCUUUUUUUCGGUACUUACUCAAUUUUGAUAAAGUAAUCAGUCUCUAAUUUAAACAAAAAAUUGUUGGCUUUUAUUUUCCUAUUAGUUGCCCCCUCCAAUAA